GUUUUCUUCUUUGGCCUUUGGUGAUGAUGAUGCCGGGCAGCGUGCCCGACGGCAGUAGCAGCAGCCCGGCCGAGGGCAGCAGCACGGUCGCCGAGACCAUUUCUGCGGCGGAAAGCAGCAGCGCUAACGGCGCCGCCGCCUCUGCCAGCGCCGACUCGCAGAAGCGCAAGACAGCCUUCCGCUUCCGGUGCGCGUCAGAUAUUGACCUCCUCCGCGAGGUCGUGUACAUCCAGCCGUUCGCGGCGCCGCAUGGGCAGACGACCGACCGCUGGACGAAGGUCGCGACGCAAGUGGCUCAGAUCCACGGCAGCGGUAUCACGCCCAACAACGUGCGGAAGCGCUUCGACGACCUCAUGAGUGCGUUCAAGCAGGACUCGCUUUCGACACUCCGCGCGUCGGGCUCGGAGGAAGAGUACCAAGAGCGUGCGCUGCUUCUGCAAGACAUCCAUGACUUUAUGACGGUCUCGAACCACCGGAAGCGCGAGGUGAAGGAGGAGUCGGUAGUGCCCGACGAGCGACCCGACUCGUUUCUCGAGCCGCCGAAGACGUCACUGCUCAAGCGCAAGCUGCCCGAGACGCAACCACCGCCCUCCACGAUCGACUACUUUCGCACCGCGCAACAAAACCUCGUUGACAUGAACCAGACCAUGUCUGCGCGCAUGGCAAGUAGUCACAGCCGGCUCAGCAUCGACCGCCGUGUUCCAAGCCUCCACGCCUCCGCUGGCUAUGCUUCAAGUACAUACACGAAUGGCGCUUUCCCUGGCAAUGGCGCAGCGAUGGACCACAGCGCCAACGCAUUCACCGACGCGCCACUCGCCACCAAGGCGAGAAGCAACGAUACCGAAUCGUUGAACGAGCGCGAAGCCCCAGCUGCUGAUAGCCGUGGCGCCACCCAAGACCGAGCGGUCAACGGUCCACGAGUUGAGAAGAGUGACGACCCGCCGGUCAUCAACGUCGAUGAUGACGACGACGACAAGGCGCCAGCACCCAAGGCUCGUCGCACCGAGUCGGAUAGCUUGCUCGUGAUUGCCGCCAACGCAGCGUCCAAACUCAUUGAUGUGUUUGCGAGGGCGAAUGAGAUCAAGGCGAGAGAGGUCCAGGUCGCGCUGCGCAAGGUUGAGCUCGAGGAGGCGCGUCUCGCCUUGGAGCGCAGCGAGCGCGAAAGUCGGUUCGUGCUCGAGCGCCGGGAGCGCGAAAUGCACAUGGAGUUUAUGAAAGGCACGCUCGAGAUCCUCAAGGUGUUUGCCUCCAAAACGUCGUAAAUUUUGUGUUUGUUGCUCAAUGAGUUGUGUUUUUGC
Molecule: messenger RNA, 1298 nt
Organism: Saprolegnia parasitica CBS 223.65
Lineage: Eukaryota; Oomycota; Saprolegniomycetes; Saprolegniales; Saprolegniaceae
Exons: 2
Coding region: 24-1262 (412 amino acids)
Source: RefSeq, a predicted model, not a curated record